Messenger RNA from Aspergillus ruber CBS 135680, 3417 nucleotides. RefSeq lists its product as uncharacterized. The transcript has 7 exons. NCBI's taxonomy places the organism in Eukaryota, Fungi, Ascomycota, Eurotiomycetes, Eurotiales, Aspergillaceae. Bases 1 to 3417 code for a protein of 1138 amino acids. The record is from RefSeq and is a predicted model, not a curated record.
AUGUCGUGCUUUCCAGUAUCCGGUAGUACCAGUAGCCCGAACAUCACCCAGGCACCAAGAACACGGUGGACCUUGGUCGGGCCUGGAAAUGCCCAUCUCCUCGAUGAGCUCGAAAAGCUAUACUGGCAAGGUGUGAGGACAGAGUUAGAAAAUAUUGUUUACACUUUGAAGAUCUGGCAGCAGCCAGAACACUCGGGAAUAACUAUAGAGGAAGAGGAUGACUCACAUAUUCGUGGAUUCGACACAUUCAUCGACCAGGUCAGCCAGCAGACGAGAGCAUUUGCGGUUCGAUAUGGAGAAAUGAAACUCAAACAACAAAAAGCUAAGCAGAGUACAGUAUCAAAGCAAAUGCUUGGUCUGAGCUCAAGAUUCAACGAAGAGGGCAUGAAGAUCCGAUAUGCCGUGGAAGCUCAAAUAUCUAAAGCUCCACGUUUUUCCGGUAUACAACAACGUGCAUGUAUGCUAUUACAAGCUGCUGGAUUUCUCGACAUUGACAAGCUAAUCGAGCAUCGGCCACCGUUGGAGGAAUUAGGAUUCUGGGCAAGGCCGGCGAUUCCCCAGUUAAAUCUGACCCGUUUCAAAGAGGAUUGGACACCACAAUUUGGUAUGCUGGAAUGCUCCAAAUGUCACAGCGUUGUCAGAGGUAGCAUGUUCCUUCAAACAAAUUCAAGUUCGAACCAGAGCAUUUGCGAAGGGUGCUAUCGACAGCACUACCACGGCAAUCCGCAGUAUGAGAAAGCCUACAAACACUGCAUUCUCUAUGAGACCAUUACCCCUCCCAUAAGCCGGGAGAUGUGUGAGUGUGGGAUUAUUUCGCAAGUGGAUGAAAACAGAGUCUCGCGCUUGUUCCCGGUUCCCAAAGGCCAACCACAUAUUGAUAGCGACGAAGCCCGAUGCAAAUUACUCGAGCUGGGUCACCAUGUGGCUCUUGCAAAGUACCAUGGCUUACUGAACACCGUUAACCCCCAACAUAACCCACCGAAGGGUUGUAAGAAAGUUGCUUCCAAGCUCAGAUCAGCAUUUGGGAUAUCCGAUCGGAGCCGAAAAGACCUGAUAGACCAAGAUAACGAAGCCAUCGCAACCUCCGAGUCGAAGAAGCUUCCACUACAGAAUGUGUUAAAAGAUGGAUUUUCUGGGAAUAACGCCGCGGCUACGGAGGCUGCGGCCGAUGAAGACAUCCCACUCUUCUUCCGUCAGUUUACACAGCAGUAUCCCUUUGGAAAUGUUCACAUGGCUCUUCGAGUCGGGCCUUUGGUUAUUGAAAAUGGAGUAGCGCAUACAAAAGGGGGAGCAUUAAUCAGUCCCCGACAGCCACCGAUAUUCCACGAACGCUUCUCAAUGGGUCGAUCUCGCCAACGGAGCCUUGCAGUUGGCUGUGAUCCGGAGAGACGCCUAUGGCAACAGAAUCGCCCUGCUGGGAACCCAAAGAGAUACAAGGCUGUCAUGAAACAAGUUGUCGGAGUGCCAUUUGCAGGGACUCUUUCCCAAUUUGAUGGAUCUAUCGAAGAGACCAAGAUCAUACAACAGCUUAUCAAAGCAAGCAAAAUAUCUCUCGACGACCCAGUAUCGCAAAAAGACUCCUCGACCCAAGAACCUCUCACAUGGAGUGCCACAAGCAACAAUUGCCAGAGCUUCUGCAACGCUCUCAUCGACACUGAUAUAUUCGAACCUCUUGUCAGCAGUGAAAGAGAGCUGUACUUGAUGAGCUUCGUCUGCCCGCAGGAAGGAUACCUGCGAAACAAGGUGCACACGAAAUACGACGUUCCUAGUGGGCUGACUGAGGAGUACCUCCUUCGUUUCCACUUUGGCCGUCAUGACGAGGCUGAUCUCAUCGAUACACUACAAGAAUACUGGUAUGACUGGGGUGCAUUCGGGGCUCCCCUGUACAAAUAUCAAGAUCUCUUUCCGUGGGAUUGUACCGAAGCAUAUGGAAUGAAUCCCAUCAAAUGCGGAAGCUGUAAUCUAGCGAAGCACAUUCUUGCCUUUCCAUUCGAUGCAUGGUCCAUCGUCGAGUUACAUCUAGCUCGAGACCAGUACAUGUACGCACCACCAAGCAACAUCCCUAAUUCCUGGAUGCACAACCGUCUCUUAAUCCUCGCUGCCUUUUCCAUCCUAACAAGAGCUGCUGCAGCUAUGGUCAAAACACCCGGUUUUUGCGAAGCUACUCAAUGGCUCCAUUCCAAGGAUAGUGAGCUCCGAGGUAGUGAUCCUGCACUUGCUCGAGUCAAGCUGGGAGGGAUCCAUCGUGCACAACCUUUUAGUCACUACUUCGAAGCUGGGAAGUAUAGUCACUAUUUCUUGGCGCAAUGGGCUUUGAGGCCACGGAACGAGCAGAUUGAGGAAUAUGAAUUUCUCCGAGACAGACGCGCCGAAAAAGCUGAUAUUGAUUUUGGUGGGAUGUUUGGAUCAUCCACACAAUCAUCCGACGCAGACUACAUGGCCUAUUGGGCUCUCCAGCAGCAGAUUAUUGGGUUUGAAGGGGGUGAUUUAUCAUCAAAUUCCCAGUCUAAACCCGGUGAUGAUGCAGAUGCACGACCUCAAGAUACAAACAAUCACCUUGAAAAUGAAACAAGUGCUCCAUCAGCUUCCAACAUGGACCCUAAGAAUACGCCAGAUACCAGCAAUGCACAUAAUCCCGCUUCUGAGGGCAGUCACAGAAACCACAGAGAUCAUUCUGGAGGCAAUUAUAACAGUUCAUCAGAUGACCAUUCAAAAAGCGAAGGUAAAGCCACCGCACCGUCACAGGACAUCAACAAUCACCGUGACAAUACGACAGGUGCUCCAGCGGCUUCCAACGCAGCGUCUGGAAGUAAACCGGAUAUCAACGAUUCUCAUAACAAGCCUUCUGGGAACAACGAUAAAAGCCACAUCGACCAUUCUGGAAGCAAGGGCAGCAAUUCAUCAUAUAACCAGUCGAAGGAUGGUCGUGGCUCCGCUGCACAGUUAGGGGACAACAACAACCACCACCAUGACAAUACCACAACAGUUUCCAACACAAAUUCUGAUGGUAUACAAGGUACCAAGGAUUCACAGGAUAAGUCUUCUGGGAGCAGUGACAGAAACCACGGGCACCAUUCCGGAAGCAAGAAUCAUGGUGAAAGAACACAUCAUUCUACAGGCCACUCGGGAGGGAGAAGUCACCAUUCGAAAGGGCACCAUUAUGAUAGGGAUGAUUAUUCAGACAUUGGAAGUCUCUCGCAAAUUUCCUUCUCGGGACUCCACUCCGGAGGUUAUACCGGUACGUCCGGUGGAUAUUCCGGGGGCUAUUCGGGAGGAAGUAGCAGCUCCUAUGGUGGUGGUGGUGGUGUUAGUUCUCACGGGGGGGGCAGUAGUAGUUCUUAUGGUGGUGGUGGUAGUGCUCAUGGUGGUGGCGGUAGUAGUUCUUACGGGGGAGGCAGCGAUUCGAAUUGUAACUGA